AACCCUCUGUUCUUAUUUAAAAGGUGUCCAAGUUACAUAGAAACACAAAAUCUAACAAGGGUCUCAGAAUUCUCCCUCAUGGAACUCUCAAAUGAUCCAGAACUGCAGCCCUUCCUCUUUGGACUGUUCCUGUUCAUGUACCUGGUCACCAUGUUGGGAAACCUGCUCAUCAUCCUGGCUGUCACCUCUGACCCCCACCUCCACACCCCCAUGUACUUCUUCCUCUCUAACCUGUCCUUGGUUGACCUUGGUUUUGUCUCCACCAUGGUCCCCAAGAUGAUUGUGGACAUCCAGACUCACAGCAUUGUCAUCUCCUAUGUGGGCUGCCUGACUCAGAUGUCUUUUUUUAUCCUUUUUGCAUGUAUGGAUGAUAUGCUUCUGACUGUAAUGGCCUAUGACAGGUUUGUGGCCAUCUGUCACCCACUUCACUACCAGGUUAUCAUGAACCCAUGCCUCUGUUGUAUUUUCAUUUUGGUAUCUUUUUCUGUUAGCCUUUUGGAAUCCCAGCUGCACAAUUUUAUUGUAUUACAAUUUACCUGCUUCAAGGAUGUGGAAAUUUCUAAUUUCUUCUGUGACCCUUCUCUGCUACUCAACCUUGCCUGUUCUGAAACUUUCACUAAUAAUAUAGUCAUGUAUUUUAUUGGUGCCAUCUUUGGUGGUAUUCCAAUCUCAGGGAUCCUUUUCUCUUAUAUACGAAUUAUUUCCUCCAUUCUGAGAGUCCCCUCAUCAGGUGGGAAGCACAAAGCCUUCUCCACCUGUGGCUCUCAUCUGUCAGUUGUUUGCUUAUUUUAUGGAACAGGCCUUGGGGCGUACCUCAGCUCAGCUGCCUCACAUUCUCCCAGGAAGGGUGUGGUGGCCUCAGUGGGGUACACUGUGGUCACCCCCAUGCUGAACCCCUUCAUCUAUAGCCUAAGAAACAGGGACAUCAAGAGGGCCCUAUGGAGGCUCCUCAGAAGAACAGCUUAA
This is a messenger RNA of Hippopotamus amphibius kiboko, 966 nucleotides long. Its product is annotated as olfactory receptor 18-like. Gene Ontology annotation, molecular function: G protein-coupled receptor activity; olfactory receptor activity. The coding region runs from base 79 to 966 and encodes 295 amino acids. The transcript has a single exon. Gene Ontology annotation, cellular component: membrane. Gene Ontology annotation, biological process: G protein-coupled receptor signaling pathway. NCBI's taxonomy places the organism in Eukaryota, Metazoa, Chordata, Mammalia, Artiodactyla, Hippopotamidae. The record is from RefSeq and is a predicted model, not a curated record.